CCUAACCCAUUCCACCGCCCCGAGCCCCCCGCCUCCUCGCUCGCUCACUCUCUUGCUGUCGCUCUUGCGAUUGAACCGUGCUGCCCUGGCCUUGUGUGUUGUGUGCAUGGACAUUGGCUGCGUGCGUGUGCGUCUUACAGUGCUGUGCAUGCAUUGGUGUGAAAAUAUAAGGAAGUGUAGCCGUACACCUCUUUACAUUGGUAUGAGUGUAGUCAUGAUUGUGGGUAUGAGUGUAAAUAUGAGUUUAAUGACAAUUGUGGCUCCGAGUGUAGAUACGAGUGUCGUGACGAGUGUAGAUACGAGUGUAGAUACGAGUGUAGAUACGAGUGUAGUCACGAGUGUAGUCACGAGUGUAGUCAUUGUAGUCACGAGUGUAGAUACGAGUGUAGAUACGAGUGUAGUCAUUGUAGUCACGAGUGUAGAUACGAGUAGUCACGAGUGUAGUCAUUGUAGAUACGAGUGUAGAUAUGAGUGUAGAUACGAGUGUAGUCAUUGUAGAUACGAGUGUAGAUACGAGUGUAGAUACGAGUGUAGAUACGAGUGUAGUCAUUGUAGUCACACGUGUAGAUUCGAGUGUCGUCACGAGUGUAGUGACGAUUGUAGGUACGAGUGUAGUGACGAUUGUAGGUACGAGUGUAGGUACGAGUGGAGUGACGAGUGUCAUCAUGAGUUUUUCGUCACGAGUGUCGUGAUGAGUGUGGGUACGAGUGUAGGUACGAGUGUCGUCACGAGUGUAGGUACGAGUGUAGUGACGAUUGUAGGUACGAGUGUCGUGAUGAGUGUAGGUACGAGUGUAGUGACUAUUGUAGGUACGAGUGUCAUCACGAGUGUAGGUACGAGUGUAGGUACGAGUGUAGGUACGAGUGUCGUCACGAGUGUAGGUACGAGUGUCGUGAUGAGUGUCGUCACGAGUGUAGGUUCGAGUGUAGUGACGAGUGUAGGUACGAGUGUAGGUACGAGUGUCGUGAUGAGUGUAGGUACGAGUGUCGUCACGAGUGUAGGUACGAGUGUCGUCACGAGUGUAGGUACGAGUGUAGGUACGAGUGUCGUCACGAGUGUAGUGACGAGUGUAGGUACGAGUGUCGUGAUGAGUGUGUAGGUACGAGUGUCGUCACGAGUGUAGUGACGAGUGUAGAGACGAGCGUUUUGAGUUUUCGAUGCACGGACCUCAGUCCCUAGUCACAUGAGCAGCUCGCACCAAAAGAGGAUGUGAAGACUGAUGAUGAUGAGGAGGAGGAAUUUACUGCUGUCUUGUGCAUUGUCAGGGUUUUGAGUUCCACGCAUAUUUAUCAUUCCAUUGUACGUGUUUAUUUUUUUAUUUAAAGGACAUUUUUCACUAAAAUAAAACAAAUAUUCUCAGUGCAUCGGCGACGAUGGCCGCUCGGCUCGUUUCGGCUCGUGACAACGUCCAGUCCAGAACGUGAUGAGCCAGUUUCAGCAGAAGCCUCUCAACCCCAGUGAUAAAUCCCCUCGAGCUGAAGGCAGCUCGCACGAGCCAGGCCAGGGCUAGCGGGGUCCGAUCCUGGCAAUCUACUUCUCAAGGCAGAAAGUAUUUAUUAUCCUGUUCGGGGAGCUACACCUUCACUUGCAGUACUUUCAGAUUUUAAAGUGAGUGUGUGGGAGCGUGUUUGUUUGUACAAGUAGUGUGAAUGAGUGUAUAGUGCGUGUACGUGUAGUGUAUGGGAGUGUGCGUGAGUAUGCGUGUUGUGCAUGAGUGAGGUAGCGCUACGCUACGAACCCGGCGACCUGAGUUCGAUUCCCGCUCACGGCCAAAACCAGUGACGAUUAUCUGAACUGGUGCUGGGCCUCCCCUAGGUCGACUCGGCCUCAAAAUGGUACA
Messenger RNA from Petromyzon marinus (sea lamprey), 1840 nucleotides. Lineage: Eukaryota; Metazoa; Chordata; Hyperoartia; Petromyzontiformes; Petromyzontidae. The record is from RefSeq and is a predicted model, not a curated record.